AUGACUCCUCGGGAUCACUUGAGGAAGAUGUCGAUCCUUGGAGAACAGGGAACCUUGGAAGACAAGCAUUUAUACCGGUUAGCAAGUGGUAUGACAGCAGGCGAACUGCGUCAGCGACAAGAGAUGAUCAUGAGAAACCAGAUGAUGGCAGUAAACCCACAACUCAUGGGAGCAGGGCAGCAGAGAAUCCAGGCGAUUCCCUCUCAGUUUGAGCCUCGGUUUAUGGAAAGAGAUUUGUUACCUUCAGCUGAGAUGUUGACACCAGCUGAUCCCAGGCAGAUCCACAUAGCUUCUCACCUUGGUCCUUCUGCCCCACAACAUGCCAACAUGCCAAACGCAUUAUCCAAUCGUGUUUAUCAAGGACCAGGAUAUAGUUUUCUCCAGCCAGAAUCCAUGGAAGCUGUAACCAGAAGGCAGGAAUUGGUUCAGAAACAAAAUAUUGCUAGGAUGGAGAUGGAAAUGAGUGCCAUUUUUCAACAAAAAGAAAUUGAAAAAGCCCAUCGCAAAGGCUUGCUAGGGCUAGAAGGCCCUUUUCUAUACCACGGCAUCCCUGCUAGCCCAGUUGCUUUCCGAGGGAGGCACAGGGUACCCGAGGGCCACCUUCCGAAUGACUUAUAUGUCCAUCGAUCCACGCUUGAUGAACUUCAUGGCAACACCAUGCUCAUGGCUACAAGCCCCUACCCGCACGUCAGCACUCUGCAGAGGGAGCGAGGCCGUCGGCCGGGCAGAAGAGCUGGGAAUCACAAAGCUGCUGAUGGUAACGUCAACGGUGUCAAGAGCCAAGCCGAGGAGAAGGGCCCUGCCUCCACGGCUGCCGAUGAGGAGAAAGAGGACAAAAAAGAAGCAGAAGUGGAGAUGUUGAGCAAGCAUGAACAAAGCAAAGCCCAGGUAGGACCAUCUACGGCAGCUGCACCAAACGGCAAAUAUGAACGUGGGUUGAGAAAAAACUCAGGCAGCCACGAAAUGCCCAGUGAUGUGAACAGCUGCAGCAAUGGAAAUGAGAAAGAUCCCAACACCUCUUGCUCGGCCUUUGAUGAAAAGUAUGUAUAUCCGUCAGCGUUCACCUUCUCCGCUCUGCCAUAUGGCUUCUCCAUACCCAGCAACCCACUGCUACCUUCAGCCGCUUCCAAUCUGAUUCUGAAUGGGGAAGACAUUUCUUCCAUUGAAGAUAUUCGCAAAUGGACUGUGGAAGAUGUAUACAGUUUUAUCGUCAGCCUCCCAGGGUGUACAGACUAUGCACAGAUAUUUAAAGAUCAUGCCAUUGAUGGGGAAACCUUACCACUACUCACAGAAGAACAUCUUUUAGACACAAUGGGAUUAAAACUUGGACCUGCAUUAAAGAUUCGUUCUCAGGUGUCCCGACGCCUGGGCAACGUGUUCUACAUGAUGAAUCUUCCUUUGUCCAUGCCCACUCCCACUGCUACAGGCAAACCUUCGGAUCCUCCCCUAGAUAUGGUGUCUCCUCUUCAUUGCAACAACACUGGUGAUGUUCUGGCCAGUCCGUGCUCCCAGGAUCAUGAAACAUCAAAAACAGUUGAGCAAGUAGUGGUGGAAAGCAGGGAAAAUACAUCUGAUGUAGCUGGAGCUCAGACUGAUUUCCAGAUGAUCAGCUAUCAGAAAAACUGA
Elgaria multicarinata webbii is the source of this 1626-nucleotide messenger RNA. RefSeq names its product sterile alpha motif domain containing 7 (gene SAMD7). Gene Ontology annotation, cellular component: nucleus. Lineage: Eukaryota; Metazoa; Chordata; Lepidosauria; Squamata; Anguidae. Gene Ontology annotation, biological process: negative regulation of DNA-templated transcription. The transcript is spliced from 8 exons. Gene Ontology annotation, molecular function: chromatin binding; histone binding. The coding region runs from base 1 to 1626 and encodes 541 amino acids. The record is from RefSeq and is a predicted model, not a curated record.